AUGGCCGAAGACGAAGACGUGAGACGAGAAGAUACAAGUCAGGCAUCCUACCACAGCCGAGGUCCUGCAAUGGUGACGGCCACCACCAACACCAACGACACUCCCCGUCCUGAUCUCGACUCUCGCACCCUUCCCUUGAGACCCAAAGAGGGCGGCAAGUCGCACGGCAGAAGUGCUGCUGUCGAAGAUGACCAUGACCCCGACCACGCCUCUACCAGGGCCGAGACCGAGACAGUUAUCACCGGGACGGAGAACGGAAACCAGAUUGAAAAUGCAGAGGACUACGACUACGGAGAAGUCACCGACCUGCCCCCACUCCAACCCAAAAAGAAGAAGAAGAGGGCGAAGAGAAAGCCUCAGAGCCAACGUGGACUGGGCAAACCCACUGGGUUCGAGGAUUUCUUCGCCGACACGCCCAUGACUCCCGUCCAACAUGCUGAAGAGCAGCAACUCUAUGAUGCAGACCUCCCCUUCGUCACCCGCAUCCUCACGGCGAUUGGUCGGUUCGAACGAACCCGAAAAAUGACCAAUGAACGCCGCGACGUGCUGUACAAGUACCUGAUCUACGGCGGCGUCGAGGUCGGGCCCAACAAUUUCCAAGGCGGCCAGAACACCGAGGACAUGGACAAGACGCAAGCGUCCGCGACGUUGACCCAGGCGUCGGUGACGGACGACAAGCUCAACCUGGGCACGGAAACGAGCCUGUACGAAGUCGACUUUCUGGGCUGCAUGAAGGGCUUUCUCAGUCGCCGUGCAAAGUACCUGUAUGGCUUGGAGACGCGCGACCAAGUCAGCAUGCUGACCACCACGCUCGAGCGGUUUAUGGACUAUCUGCUGCAGCACGACGUGUGUCCCGAGUACCGGGACGACGUACUGGCCACGCGCAACCUGUGCCGCGAAGUGCCAACCGAGUUGUGGAACGUGGCCGAAGCAACGCGUCGUCUACCAGGCGACUUCAACAUUGCGUGCUCGACCUUGUUCGGAGGAAGCUACGCACGAAACUACGACGGCGAGACAUGGUGGGGCCCCGAGACCACCACAGAAGACCAAGUAUUUGUUGGCAUGAAACCCGACGAGGCCUCUCAGAUCAUCCACUUUGGCGUCGCAGGCGCCGCCUCCGAGGACGUGUUUGCUGCCUAUCUCGCCGGUCUGAAAGGCGGUCCAGCGUUGGAAGUUCAGUGGGUGAAAGAGCACGUGGGCUUUGAGAUCACCAAGAUCAUCCCUCCGACGGCCGAGUGCAAGAAAAUAUAUGUUCAGAACUCGCAGCAUUUCCGGCCGGUGGGACGGGUGUACGCCAAACCAUGGAAGAACCCCGACUCCCUGCCCGAAGAUCUGACACCAGCCGAGCGGGCAUCUCUGGCCGAAAACAAGCAGCAAGAGAACGAUGGCGCUGCAGACGAGGAAGAAUACGUCUUCUUGAUCGAAUCGAUUCUGCAAUCCUACCUCCGCGUCGGCACGCGCCUCGAAGCCACCGUGCGCAAGCUGCACAGCGGCAUCAUGUUCUUCGACGAGCUGAUCGAUGUCUUCCCCACCUUCGACCAGUUUCUGUACAACGAGCUGAUGGCGGGCUGGAAGACGCCGAGGCCUGUUAGAGGCGCCUUUGACUACGUCGAGGGAGACUACGAGGACGAGUUUGACGGCGAGGACAAGAGUGGUGAAGAAGGCGAAGACGGCGGUGGAGGAAAGGAAAAGGACAAGGAAAAGGACAAGGGAAGGGGAACGGUCAAGGGGGGAGGGGAGGGAGGAGGGGAACAAUAA
Messenger RNA from Capronia epimyces CBS 606.96, 1758 nucleotides. RefSeq lists its product as uncharacterized. The record is from RefSeq and is a predicted model, not a curated record. Lineage: Eukaryota; Fungi; Ascomycota; Eurotiomycetes; Chaetothyriales; Herpotrichiellaceae. The transcript is spliced from 3 exons. Bases 1 to 1758 code for a protein of 585 amino acids. Gene Ontology annotation, biological process: regulatory ncRNA-mediated gene silencing. Gene Ontology annotation, cellular component: ARC complex.